This is a messenger RNA of Vollenhovia emeryi, 3219 nucleotides long. RefSeq names its product pupal cuticle protein C1B-like. Lineage: Eukaryota; Metazoa; Arthropoda; Insecta; Hymenoptera; Formicidae. The transcript has a single exon. The record is from RefSeq and is a predicted model, not a curated record. The coding region runs from base 1132 to 1428 and encodes 98 amino acids.
AGAUUAUUAUAUUCCUAAUCGAGAAUUAAUCAUCGAAUAACGCGAAUGGUAGCUACGCCCACGAGGUCCAAUGCCGAUGGGCAGUCGCAAGCCAGGAUGAGGAGGGGGAGGUAGGUUUGAAGGAGAGACAUUGUGACACAAGUCGCGAAAGUAGAUGCUCGACUUACACAAUUUCGCACGACGCACCUCGCAUACGACAGCGUGACGCAUGGGACGGACGAGGCGCGUGUGCGUGUGUCUCUUGUUUGCGUCCCGUGCGUUCGUCCGUUCCUUGCGCAAUCACGCAUCGGCAAUGACACUGCGUGACAGCUCGCACUGACAAAAAUCGCAGCGACUCCCGGUGACAACCGGUUGGACGUACGUAACGUCGACUAACGACCGCGCUUCUCUACGCAACGGCGUGCGCGUGCGGAAUAAAAUAUCACGCGUCUUUACGCAAGGUGCAUCCGUCGACCCCUUUCUGUCUUCGCUGUUAAUUGCCAAAUUACAACGAAUACCGCUGAUGCAUAUCAACAUUUCACAGACCGCGCUCCCGUGACUGAAAUUUAUAAUGCAUAGGUUUAUAGAUUUAUACACGAACAUUUAAUAUAUUAUUCAAUUGAUGAAUUGAUAAUUGUGGCACCGCAAAUUCGUUUCCGCGAUAGGCGCUAUGUAAUUAUUUACACGCGGUAGACCAUUGUUACAAUCAUCAAUUUUAUACACGUAGAUUAUUUCACCCCCCAGGAGGGAGGGAAACUGCAUAUUGUUCCAAGUGCAAUAUCGUUAAAAGGCAUAACGAUUAACAAUCAAUAAUUACACGAUUACCCGGUCUGCCCAUAGUCCGAGCGGUAAGACCGGCUGGUCCAAGCCCCCUUCGCUCGUCUGGCCCACCCAGAGCGGUCCAAAUCCUCUCGCACGGCGAAAUCUUGCCGAAUCCGGAAGACCUUGGCCCACGGGCGUGCGGGGUCUCAGCCACUUCUAGAUCACGAAGAUGGGAGCGACGGGAGGGAACCAGUUCUCUCCUGAAUAAAGGGGGGCCCAGUCCUAUAAAAAUGUGCCGCGAAACGGACCUCGGUAUCAUAGUCGAGUAGUGACAACUCGGACAAUCCUCGCAAGAGAGCUGAAGCUUUAUCGCCGACACUCCUCGCCGUCAUGUACAAGUGCGCCGCUCUUCUCGCUCUCCUCGUCGCCUGCGUCGCCGCGGCGCCCGCACCCGGCUUCCUGGCGUCCGGGUCCGCGAUCGCCGCUGCGCCCGUCGCGUACUCGGCACAUCCCGCGCCUAUCGUCCACGCGGCCGCCCCGAUCGCCUACGCCGCACACGCGGCUCCGCUCACCUACGCCGCGCACGCAGCCCCGUUCGCCUACGCCGCGCACGCGGCUCCGCUCGCGUACGCCGCGCACACCUCGCACGUCGCCUACGCCGCACCUGCUGUCAGCUACAUCCACUAAAAUGGACCGGCACGCACCUUCCUUGGGAGCACGACGAGGCCGACUCCCCAUUGUCCGAGCGACAAUGUCGUCCGGCUGUUCUCUUUACUCUCGCGAAGGAAGGAAGACCUAAUUUACCCUCGCGCAUGUAAUUUUUAUUAUGUCCAACAUGCCGAGAUCAAAAUAAACUAAUAUCUCAUCCAAUCGUUAUCCGUUUAUUGACACGCGACGUCUCCACGCGUCACCUCGCUGAUCCACCGCCUCCACCGCGCCGAUCCACGGCGGGGCGUUGACACGUUCGAAACGAGUAUGUAUUUCGUCGAGCGGAAGGUAAUCCUCUUUGAGUACUUAGGCUUCAAAGAGAAUUUUAAUGAUGGCCUGCGUCGAAACGCUCGCAUUAUGCACAAAGCCAAAUGCACUCGUAAAUAAAUCACGAAGCCUCUCGGCCGAUUUACGUAAAUUAAUAUCGGCGUAAUUUCGACAGUCCGCGCCGAUCCAACGGAGGGUCUAAGGAUUCCCUGAGCAUUUCCGGAAGAUCACGCCAAGCGAUAGAUCGGUGUAUUUACGUAUCGAUAUAUACAUAUGUAAUUAAUCAACCAUAAUUGAGAAUGGGCGAAAAGCGUUCGCACAUAAAAUUUUUCCCGCCAUACGUCUCUCACGAGAGACAAGCGCCGCUACAAAGUGCUUUGUUUAAUAUAUAUAUCAGCAUAAACGCAACGCAUUUUAACAGAAACACUUUGCAGAAAUGCGCUUCUUUCCCGCGCAAAAUUAUUCCGAGGGAGAGAGGCGAGUUAUGCAAAUACUUUUAUUCGUCGUCUAGCGUUUCCAAAUAUACCCGCGACGCGGCUGAAUAUUUAGCGAAAAACGAAUUUAGCGGAAAUAGAUAUUCGCGCGGCGAAGAGACAGCUCGCGCUCGUAGAUCACGCGAAUAUCGAGUUCGCGAGGUCGACGGGGCCGCGACAUCGCCGUAGAAAGUCGCGCGGCGCGACCUUCCCUGAGCGAGUCGCAUAACUCUCGUAUACGCAACAACGCCCAUCAUUCAUCGUAGGGACGUCGCUCAAAGUCGCCUGCUUCGCGAUCCGAAAAUAAACCCGGCCCCGGCGCUUUAUUAUUACGCAACGUUGACAACGCCGCGCUCUUAUUACACGCCGCGCAUACGGGCUCCGGGCUCCGGGCGACGUGGUAAUUGACAGUACGUCUAUAUCACGCCCGCGCGAUAGGAUUGAUACGCCGUGUUACGAUGCCGCGUUUAUAUUCGCUUUACAAUGGGAGACGCGCGCGAGGCAUUAAUUACAACGCAUCCGUGCGAUGUUGAUGGAAAGAUUGCGCCUGACACGGUGCAACGGGCGGCUACUGUCUCUCGGCCAAACCGCGCAUGUUUUCAAAUGCAUUCCAAGUAUUAGGCGGGAAACGCACGCGUGAUAUCAAAGUUAUUUUUUUAUCAAAGUUAUUUUUUAUCAAAGUUAGCUUUUUAUCGCACGAUUCUCCGCGUUGCGGAAACGCGUAAAGGGCCGAAUCAGACUAGCAAUUGCUGACUCGGAUUGGAUUGGGGUUGGCGACUGACGAUCGUCCUUUAGCCAAUGAGGGGAUUAAAUCUCUGGCCGCUUUGCUCCCAUUGGCUGAAAGACAAUCGCCAGUUCCGAUCUAAUCCGCGUCGACAAUUGCUAGUCUGAUUCGACCACGGUCUAAAUACAGGUCUAGAAACGACGGUGAUGAGGGGUUGUCUCUCUUAAUAUUCUCAUUUUUACCAACGUCAGUGUUUUCUUGACCAUACCUGGCAUUUUUAAUAAUACAGAAAAUUUAUUGCAAAAA